GCAGGAGGAGGGCGAAACACGACACCCCGCCAGAGGAAGGGGGGCUGCGCGAGAGAGAGAGAGGGAGAGAGAGAGAGAGAGCACGAAGUGAGUGAGUGAGUGGAAAAAGAAGAAAGUCUGUGCCGGAGAGAAGAGAAGAGAAGAGAAGAGAAGAGGGGCAGAGGGAGAAGAACAGAGUUGGCAUCGGCACUUUUGUUCCCUGCAGCAGCGCCGCUGUUCUGACUGUCGCCGAGGAAGAGGAGGAAGAGGAGGAUGAAGAUGUGGAGGAGGAAUCGACCAUGCGACGUCGUUACCACGGACGGGAUGAACAUUUAGACUCGUCGCAUUCCGCCGCUCCAGCACCGACCGACGGCAGCACGACUCCUCCAAACUUCGACCUGCGCCAUUCAGACCCCGGCGACUGGAUCACCGCCCCCCUCCACCACCACCACCACCACCCCGCCCGCCUCCUUCUCCAGGGAUUCUCGGGGCAACUUUUCCGCCCCAGGAGCCCCCGUGCUGAAAAACAAACAAACACUCGGGCACCAAAAAGUUUCUGAGCCGAACGCGGACGAGUUCGAGACGCAGCGCAGAGAAGUUGGCGGAUGUUUGUCUUCUCCCCACUCGUAUAACCGGGGGCAGGUUUAUUCUCCAACGAGCCUCUUGUGAGAACAACACCGGAGGAGGGAGCGGGGUGUCACGGGCUAACGCGGCUAACGCGGCGAGCUAACUCGCGUCUGAAGUUACCGGUCGACGGGGGGAAAGUGACCCGACGCAGCUCACCGAAGACGGCGACAAAGAUGAAAACCCCGGGGGACUCGGGUUUUGCCUUCCCGGAGUGGGCCUACAAGCCCGAGUCGAGCCCGGGCUCCCGGCAGAUCCAGCUAUGGCACUUCAUCCUGGAGCUGCUGCGGAAAGAGGAGUACCACGACGUCAUCGCCUGGCAGGGAGACUACGGGGAGUUCGUCAUCAAGGACCCGGAUGAGGUGGCCCGCUUGUGGGGCGCCAGGAAGUGCAAGCCUCAGAUGAACUACGACAAGCUCAGCCGAGCGCUGAGAUACUACUACAACAAGAGGAUCCUUCACAAGACCAAAGGGAAGAGAUUCACGUACAAGUUCAACUUCAACAAACUGGUGCUGGUCAACUACCCCUUCAUCGACAUGGGCACUGGUCGAGGAGUUCCUCAGAGCGCCCCCCCGGUGCCGACCGGAGGCAGCCACUUCCGCUUCCCCCCGUCAACGCCGUCGGACGUGCUGUCGUCCAGCGAGGAGCUCCGCAGUCCGGGCAUGUUCAGCAGCGUUGCCCGCCGCAUGGCCCGCGGCUCGGUCAGCGACUGCAGCGACGGCACCUCCACCAACUCUGAGCUGGAGGAGGCCGUGGGGGCUGAGGAGCGCGGCAUGGGGCCCGAGAGGGCGUUCAGGGGUCUGCUGCCCCACCGCCUGCCUCACGACUCUCUCUUCAGGGUCUAUGGCGGCGGCCCGAACCCCGCAGGGCUCGGCAGACCUGGCCACAGGGUCCACCCUGACUCCCUCUCCCCGUUCCCCGUCUCCCCUCUGCCUGGCCCCGGGGGUCUCCUGUCCCCCGCCCUGUCCAUGACCCCCACCCCUCACAUGUCCUACACCCCCUCCCCCUCCAUGUCCUCACCGAUGCUGGGCUCCCACUUCUCCUUCAACCCGGAGGACAUGAAGCACUACCUGCAGGCCCACACCCAGUCCGUCUACAACUACCACCUCAGCCCCCGAGCUUUCCUCCACUACCCCAACAUUGUCAUCCCCCAGCCCCACCGCCCCACCCUGGAGAAGCCGGCCACCCACCACCUCCACGGCCUGCCGCUCUCUCACUCGCUCAGCCAGCACGCAGCAGCAGCAGCCGCCGCCGCCGCCGCCGCCAGCGAGGAAGGGCAGCAGCACCCGUCUCCGUUCAAGUUCAAGCUGCAGCCUCCUCCGCUCGGGCGCAAGCAGAGGGACUCUGGAAGCUCAUUGGCCGCUUCUGCUUCCUCAUCCUCCGCCGGCCAGUCCUCCUCGUUCGGCGCAUCGGGGCAGAUGAACAACUGCGUCCUGACCUCGGCACCACCGAAGAUCAAGGUGGAGCCGAUAUCUGACAUUGAGUCAGAGGAGGAGGUGGAGGUGACCGACAUCAGUGAGGACGAUGAGCUGAACCACAACAACGAGGAGGACAUCUUCACCGCGGCAGCUCAUCAUCAUCAUCAUCAUCAUCAUCAUCAUCAGCUCAACAGUCACCACCAGGCGAACGGGAACGGCCCCUCUGCUCCUCUUCCUCCUCCUCACGGUCACCACGACGACGAUGCUGACGAUGACGUCUUCAAGACACCCGCCACGCCUUCCGUCGGCAGCGCCGGCCCAGUCUUCCCGCUGCUCGCCCUGAAGAGCGAGCCUGGUCAGCCGGCUCCCAUCAGCCCCGGCGGCACGCAGUGCAUCCCGCUCAAGCUGCGCUUCAAGCGCCGCUGGAGCGAGGACCAGAAGAUGGAGGCGGACGGAGAGCGGGACGAGGCGGAGGACAAGAAAGUGAAGGCCGACGCGGAGGGGGAGGUCAAGGGGAAGAUGGAGGUAGAAAAAGGGGGAGGAGUUAUUCUGGGGUUGAUGCUGCCGCCACCUCCCACCCAGCGCAGAGCAAGCUCGGAGCUGCAGAGGGCCACGGCACAGCUGUCUCUGGAAAACACUGGCUGCUGAGCUUCACGCACGCGCACACACACACACACGCACACACACACACACACACACACACACACAGGGGAUCUACUUAGAAACGAAACACACACCUCUGGGAGUCCAACAGUUUUAUAUAGACCAUGAUGCCUUGUGGCUUCUUGUCUGUACAGAAACACAGAGAGAAAAACUAAAAACUUAUUACAAUUUCUUUGCCUUCUUAUGAACAUGUUAAUUUGUGAGAUGAUUAAAAGGAGCCAUCGGGCAAUUUAUUACUGACCUCACUGCCUCACCCGCUCCUUUAGAUUAUUUCACAGAGACAAACCUGCGUCUCCACGUUCACAAGAAGGUGAAGCUACUGCAUCAUCGAUAACUUUGAGGCUCUAAAUAUCAGCGAGCGGCUGCUCAGCGUCUCGACCUGUGGAGAACCAGACUCCUCCUCCUCCUCCUCCGUGCCCCUGGUACAACUCAGCAGUGUUUCUUCAGUGACUCACAACACUAAAACACAACAAAACUUAGUCUGUACAUUUACUUCUGUUUUGAAAUUAGCGCCCUACAUAGCGAGAGAACUCCUCAACGCCUCCUCGCCCUCACAGUGCCAGUUAUGCCAGCACGUCUGCCAGGGAGAUUUUGUCUUUUAAUGGGUCCGUUGAAAUUAAUCACAUCCGUCUCCUUUUAAAGAGCAACAAGAGGCGGACGGGAUAUUGUACAGCUAGUGGAUCGGAUGAAUUGGAAGGUGGCGAGCUCCCUCUCUCCUCCUUUUUCCUCCUUGGAUAUAUUCCCCCCAAUCCUGACGUUACUAGAUAGAUAGAGAUUUCGAGAUUAUUACAGAAGUGCCUCUCUGUCUGCAGCCGUCACCGUACAGCCGUUUACAAGGUCGAGGGCAAAUCAUUAAAAAGAACUGAGGAUGGAUCCUACGGAGGGUUAAAGGUGUGAUCAGGAAGAAACAGGAAACAACUCUGGACACUAUCGGACUGGUCUCUUCCUCCGCGGCUGUAUAAAGACGUGACAGGACUGAUGCAUUCGUACACCUUGAGGGGCAGCCGCGAGGAGGGGGCAGAUGUCGGCGAGCCGUCUUGGACUUUCUGAACCCGUCGCAGGGGGACGGAUGGCGUUGUCACGGCGGUUCCCACUGUACAGAGAAGGAAAAAAGCUCCGGCUCUUUCCGAUGAGGAAACGGCUCACAAAGCAAGGCUUGUAAUUAUAGACACACCGAGCGUGAGUGUGGACGCAGAGCUGGUGUCACAAACACACCAGGAACCACGGGGCGUCUCCGCUUCUCCGUGUCCCUGCAGGACUCUGCACAAUCUCCCCCCUCCCUCCCCUCAAACACACGGAUCAAGCGUUCUCUUCUGCAUUCCCCCUCUAUCUACUUUUUAUUUUUAAUUUUAAGACUGUACUCUUUCUGUCAGCGGACGCUUGUGCCUCCUGAGGACGUGGACAGUAUUUUUUUAGGGCAUUUUGCAGCAACCUGAGGCCUGAAUCUGCUCGUGAUGUUUUCGUUUUCUUUCUUUUUUUUUGAGAAAGCGACAAACUGAUUCGUCUCGAGGAAGAAGAAGAAGAAGAAGAGGAAGAGCGGGAACCAUGUAAAGAAUGUGGAGCGUCGAGGUUAACUCAGGCUAAACCUUCACUGAGAUACUGAGAAUCAACUUAUUUUCAUGAUGUUUUAUUCAUAUACUUUUGAACGAUAUCGUGCCCAUUUUAAUGAACAAAAAAAUAUGAACGUGCCUUUUUUUAAAGCCAACAUGAGUUUUAUCAAGUUUCCCCCCCCAGAAAAAAACAACACAAAAAAAAGUACCACCAUGCCUUCUGUUUUUGUAAAAGAGAGAUUACAGAAUAAGUAAAUCUACACAUAUAUAUAUAUAUUUUAUUCAAAUAUAUAUUGAAUUCAAAUAUUAUAUUUCAAUAUGGUCAUUUGAUACAAAAAUCAGGAAAAUCCUACUAUUUUUAAACGGUAAAGAAUGUCUAUAUAUAUAUAUUCUAACGGGCAUAUAAUUAUUAUUACCAGUAUGAUUCAGCCUUUGCCUUCUCACCCUUCUGCCUCCGGACCGUCGAGCUGCAACGACGAAGAGUUUUAUAUUUAUAUUGUAAAGAAGAAGAAAAAAAUGUAAUCAAAAAAAACGUUAUGGUGUGUUCAGGGGCCCGGUGACAAGCGAGCGCGAACAUGAAACCAGACCUGAAUCCAAAUCAUAUUUUAUCUUUGUUGAGCGGGCGUGCUUUUGUUUUCCACAUCCCCCCGGGGGAGUGGCAGCCUGGGUGGGGUUUACUGUACCUGUCAGUCACAGAAAGGUACAUUUAAAUUCUCCCUCUCACCGCAAACUAAAACUCCUGAAAGUAUUUCGCAGCCGCUGUUUGACACAGAUCUGCUUUAAAAAAUUAAAAAAUAAACGAGGAGGUCGCAACCGGGGAAGGGGGGGGGGGUCGGUGAUGGAGUCAGGUGAUCAGAGCAGACGGGAUUCUGAUUGGAUGACAUAGACACGAGGCGGGGGUUUCACUUGUGUCACCUGGCAAAACUCAAACUCAAACUUUGGUGUGAGUGUGGACUCGAACAGCUGUGUCUGUGUGAAGUUUGAACCGCACGCACGCAGGCACACACACACACACACACACACACACACACACACACACACACACACACACACACACACACACACACACACCCACCCACACACACACACACCAUGCUUUACUGUGGCAUCGGACGUGACAUCGGACGCUCCCACAGUCCCUCUAAGUAGACGCAUUACCACACAAACACACGCACGCACACACACACACACACACACACACACACACACACUAACACACACAAGCAGAGGAAAUGACAUCACAAAACCUCAGAGUAGAGUGGAGAGAGAGGGACUUCCCAUAAUCUGACUCGCCCUCGGUUUGUGUGUGUGGUUUCAAUGGUUAUGCCAGCUACACACACACUCACAUACACAAAGCUAUUCAACAAAGACUGCUCGGCCUUCUGGGUAUUGUAGUCCCAGUUGUCUUGUAGCUCCGGCCUCAUGUCUGCGUCGUCAACGCUCACGUUUGAGCAAAAAACGUACACGGGGUCAAUCCUCCAAAAUAUUUUUCGGGGGUGAAUUUGAAGAGCAAGAAAUGUCUGGUGAAGAAAAAUUAAAAAGUCUGAGCUGCACCUGAACUCACCUGCGCUGCCUUCACUGUACUGUGUCGUGGCUUCGAAAAAACAAAACGCAGGAGAGAAUAAGAACCCCUCAGUUUCCCUCAUCGUUGCUGUUCUUAUCAUUUUUCUAAUGUAUGUUUUCAGACAUAUUACUGUUACUCUUGUAAUUAUUACAGUAUAUUAUUAACAUGACCAUCUUGAUUUUUAUUUUUUUCGUACCCUCGUGGCCCGACCCUCUUCUCCGCGAAUUCCUGGUUUUCUGUGAGUUUUUUGUUCCAGUUUGCACUCGUCUUCUCCAUGAACUCAAAAUAUUCAAUUUUUAUUUUAUUUUUCAACUCACACUGAUAUUAUAAUCAUGUUGCCACGGACAAGAGGAGGGUCACGAACUCCCCGGGAUAUACAGCGGGCGAAAGAAACUGUUGUUUUCUAUUUUCUUUUUUUCUUUUUGAUGACGUGUAUAUAUAUAUUUUUUUCCAUUUUGGAGGAUUCUGUAAGAAAAAAAGAGCUUUGUUGUGUUUAACCAUUGUAUUAUUUGUCUCCUCCUCUCUCUGCUCGUCUCGUCUCUCCUCUCACGUUCCACCUCGGCGGUGAGCGGUCACUCCAGAAGAGAGACGGAGACCCUUUUUUUAGUUUUGUUUAUGUUUUUUAUCAUGGAGGAAUCACAUGUACUUUCUGUUUCUCUUCUACUUGUUCAUCUUCAUUUGUAAUUAAACAAUAAUCAGGGUUCAUUAAAAAAGGUAAAAAUGGA
This is a messenger RNA of Scophthalmus maximus (turbot), 6523 nucleotides long. RefSeq names its product Ets2 repressor factor (gene erf). Lineage: Eukaryota; Metazoa; Chordata; Actinopteri; Pleuronectiformes; Scophthalmidae. Gene Ontology annotation, molecular function: DNA-binding transcription factor activity, RNA polymerase II-specific; sequence-specific DNA binding. The record is from RefSeq and is a predicted model, not a curated record. Bases 780 to 2669 code for a protein of 629 amino acids. Gene Ontology annotation, biological process: regulation of transcription by RNA polymerase II; cell differentiation. Gene Ontology annotation, cellular component: nucleus. The transcript has 5 exons.